GAACUUGGCCUGGUUUGCCUCAUCUUGGUUUAUAUGUGGAAAUGAAAGGGGUGUGGCAGCUUCAUCUCCAGAAUCCCCAGCUAGAGCUAUUCUAAGACGCACUGUCAAUGGGGAAAAGAUUGACCCUUUAUCAUCAGAUCUUUGUUUUAAUUUUUCCUUGUGGAAAACAUGCUUUUAUCCCUGCCUCCAGGGGAGAUUGGUUGCUUAUCUCCAUUUCUGUCUUUCCUAAUGGAAUUUUACCCCUUGCCCUACAGGUGAAUUGUUGCUAUAUGUCUCUAUUUGCUGUACAUGUACGAUCUGUCCCUUUUCCCAAGGUAGCUUCUUUCUUGCCUUCUACUCUAGGUAAUACCUGAUAAUUACUCCACACAGCUCCACCUUACUAGUGAGUUAUUUAUUCUUUAUCAAAGAUGCAGUUCUUUGUGUAGAGUGAUUUAGAAAGAAUGUUGUUAUUCAAAUUGCAAAUUUAUGGAAGAUCAGUGAGAUAGAUUUAGGGAUGAAAUAGAAUAUUAAUUCCUCACUAGGGAAACCUUUGUAUGAACUUCCUCUGUCAGCUGUUUCCUGCAGGGACAAAAUGUAAUAAAUGCCCAUAGGUUUACCCUGUUCGUGGAUGUCUCUUGUCUACAUCCUGUUUUGCUCAUCUGUGCUUAGUGGUUCUGAAACUGUGGCUUCAACUUCAGUGGUCCUGUGAGGACAUAUUUGGUCUCUUGAUGCUAUCACUUUUCCUUUCCACCACCUGGUAAGCCUAGCAAUGGUUUCUUUCCUGAUGCUACUUAACGAGCAAUGCCUGCAGUUACCACAAAGACUUUCUUCUAUCUCUUGUAGCUGCCCACAAGUCAAUCUUUCUGUUCAAAUGUGGUUUACAGUGUUAGACCAGGAAUUGUUAGGCCAAAGAAGCUUCUGUCUAAAGGCAGAAGUGCCUCCAUCGAGUUUCUAGAUUUGAAAUCCUUGUGUGGAUGCUGAAAUAGCUUUGCAAGCAUUAAAAUUCUACUGUGGAUACCUGGGCUUGGAGAUUAGUUCUUGCCUUCCUUCCUUUUAUUUGUGGCUGGCAGUAAUUUCCACUACAGACUGUUCUGCCUUGCCUGUAAUUAUUUACAAUAUUAUUUUAAGGACAUUACCUUUUUCCAUAUGUUAAUGGAAAGGUUUGUUCUUAAAACCAAAAAGAUGUUUAUUAAUAGGUAAUAACUGCUUAGAUAUUAUCAAACCCUGAUACUGGUUCAGAUACUUCAAAUAGAUCCCCAGACAUACAAUUGCUUUAAAUUCAUUUUUAUAUAUGUCUUUGAUCAGAAAUUUGAAACUUGAUGAUACAGAUUUCCUACUAUAUUCACUUUAUCUUGAAUAAUUUUGAUCUAUUAUAUUCCUUCAUAAGUGUGCUUCUAACUUAUUGGCUGAAACUGGGGCUUUUGGUCCCCUUCAUACUCUCUGGAGCAGCAGAAGUAAAUUACUCUAUCCUGUAGUACUGGGGAGUGACAGAAUAAAGUUUUGGAGUUCAGAACAAAGCUUUGCAAUUAAGACCCAGUACGAGGCUUAGAAGAUCCUGGUUCUUGCCCAGUCCUCUGUCUGCUCUCCUAAUGUUUAGGUAAGUCAUAGAAUCCCAUUCUAUAAAAGGGGAAUGCUGCUCAGUUGACUCUGCAGAGAGAUGGGAGACUGAUUGGAAAGCAUUAAUGUUACAGAUUUGCAGGAGAGGUAAGUGUUGUGCUGAGGCUGGUAAUAAGCACAGGAAAGACCAGUAGCAAGUUCCCAGAAUGGCAGGGAGGCUCAGAAAACAGAUUUCACACUGAAUUGAAGGUGACAGGAAAGAAUUCCAUCUGCGAGUCUGUUCUCAGAUCAGAGGGGAUGGCAUGUUAGUCCUGCUUCACCCAUUCAUCAGAGAGAAUGGGACAAAGCCAGGUGCUCCUCUUCAGCUUCCAUGGCUGCCUUUGUGGAAAGAUACCUGAUCAGAAGUUAAUGAUCAAAAAGCUUAUCAGGGGCUUUUCAUCUAUAAAUUUAUAAGACAAAAGAGAAAUAAUAAAGCCAUUGGAUAAUUAGUAACUAGCCAGGGCCCGCCCGGUGCCACUGGUCUCAAACUACCCCAAGACCUGUACGCAGACUCAGGGAGACGAGAAGGAGACAAGGAUGAGGGGAAAGAAACAAGUGUGGAAGGGAGAGGGAAAAUUAGCCAGGAAGACAUCAAAAUGGGAGGGUUAGUAGCGGAGAGAAAAGGGAAUAGCUAAAAAGAACAAGGGAGAAGAAAAGUAAGGGGAACAGAGGAGACUAAAAGAUGUAACAGCUGGAAGGGGGGAAGACGAGAGGAGAAAGAGUUACUGGUCCAAAAAGAAGACUGAAUUGCUGGGAAUGCUCUCCCCACCCAGGACCUCAUUGAAUGCUACAGCCGGCUGCCAUGUGGAGAACUGUGAGCUGAAAAUGGAAACCUUUCAAAUACUGAGGAGGAGGGCAUAUUCCCUUGUGGACUCCAGUCAAGUGUCUACUUUCCUGAUUUCUAUUCUCCUCAUAGUCUAUGGCAGUUUCAGGUCUCUUAACAUGGACUUUGAGAAUCAAGACAAAGAGAAAGACAAUAGCAGCGCAGCUGGGUCUUUUAAUGGCAACAGCACCAAUAACAGUAAGGGUAUUCAAACCAUUGAUUCUACCCAGGCAUUGUUCCUGCCGAUCGGAGCAUCUGUGUCUCUCCUAGUUAUGUUCUUCUUCUUCGACUCAGUUCAAGUUGUCUUUACAAUAUGCACAGCAGUCCUUGCAACAAUAGCUUUUGCUUUCCUUCUGCUCCCGAUGUGCCAGUACUUAACACGGCCUUGUUCGCCUCAAAACAAGAUUUCCUUUGGCUGCUGCGGGCGUUUCACUGCUGCUGAGUUGCUCUCAUUUUCUUUGUCUGUGAUGCUUGUACUUAUCUGGGUCCUCACUGGCCACUGGCUCCUUAUGGACGCUCUGGCUAUGGGCCUGUGUGUUGCAAUGAUAGCCUUUGUCCGGCUGCCCAGCCUGAAGGUUUCCUGCUUGCUACUCUCCGGGUUACUAAUUUAUGAUGUCUUUUGGGUCUUUUUUUCUGCCUACAUCUUUAACAGCAAUGUUAUGGUGAAAGUGGCCACGCAACCAGCUGAUAAUCCCCUUGACGUUUUAUCCCGGAAACUUCACCUGGGACCAAAUGUGGGUAGAGAUGUUCCCCGCCUGUCGCUGCCUGGUAAACUUGUGUUUCCAAGUUCCACAGGCAGCCACUUCUCCAUGCUGGGGAUCGGAGAUAUUGUGAUGCCAGGUCUUCUGCUCUGCUUUGUCCUACGUUACGAUAACUACAAAAAACAAGCCAACAGUGACUCCUGUGGUGCCCCAGGACCAGGGAACAUCUCUGGACGUAUGCAGAAGGUCUCUUACUUUCACUGCACACUUAUUGGAUAUUUUGUAGGUCUAUUAACUGCAACAGUAGCUUCUCGUAUUCACCGGGCAGCCCAGCCUGCCCUCCUGUAUUUGGUACCUUUUACUUUAUUGCCGCUCCUCACCAUGGCCUAUUUAAAGGGCGAUCUACGUCGCAUGUGGUCUGAGCCUUUCCACUCCAAGUCCAGCAGCUCCCGUUUCCUGGAAGUAUGAUGGAACAGAUAGAAAGUGACCUGAACUUCUGCCUUGGUCCUUUUCACUUUGACUUGUGGCUUUGUCAUCGCCGAAAGCUGGACAGGCUGGUACUUGGGAAGGUACCAAUUACAGGACUUGUAUGAAAGGACUUUGCAUUGAAAGGAGGAAAAAGAAAAAAAGCUAAGGUUCUGGAGCUCCAUGCGACUCCGUAUCUCCCUGCAGAUGUGGAACUGGGGACCCUUUGUGCAACUGCAGCCACUUUCCUCUUUUCCUCGCUCUAACGGAUUAGUACCAGACUAUUACCUAUGUGAGAGAGGAAGAGACAGACUAGAAACUGAAAACGGCUUGAAGUCGUUCAAAAACUUGUGAACACUAAAAGAAAAACGGUUAGGCAAACUGAAGCUUCUUCAGCAAACGCUCAUAUACAUUGGGACCAGUUUCCUGUUGGACUUCGGUUUUGAAAAGAACUGAGACAGAAGGUCUUCUGUCACAAUAUUGUUUUUUUUGUUGUUUUUUUUUUUUUUGAUUUAUUAAAUAUUUCCUGUGGUGUGAGGUUACUUAUUAAAUCCACAGACAUUGAGUGACUUCUUGCAGUAAACAUAUAAAAAUUUGUUGUAACAAGUUACGUUUCCACCCAGAUGUCAUGUUGCAGUGAAAAAGGGCACGAUUUUUAUACAUAUAUAUAUACACACAUAUAGAUAUAUAUAUGAAUAAAUAAAAAGGAAAACCUGCUAAGAUCAUGCUAUGUAGCAGACAGGGGCUUGCUGUAAUUUUUAGCAUGUAGAGCAGUUUACUCUGGCUUUCUUGUAUAUGAAUCUACAAUGAGCUGCUGUUUUUUCUCCCCCCUCCUGAAACUGAACCUGCAGUUUAAAAACAAGUGUAGUAUUUGUAUUGGUUGUACUCACGGACUUUAGGGGAUAUUUGAUUUUGAUCAAUGUAGCAAACUAGGGAAGAAAAAAGUUGAAACCCACCCCUGUUGGUUUGAGGGGGGAGGGGAUGGGAAGGGUGUCUUUUUUUUCUUUUUUUUUUCUGUUUUUUUUUACAAACAGCUCCCUUGCAGGUUUUUAGUAGAUCCUUCUUGACCCAGUGCAUGUAUUAUAGCAGCAAUUGUCUUUGUGCUUUCUGAUCAUAGUAAUGUAUCACUUGUAAAUACAUUUUUUCUAUUUUCUAUUUUUUUGUAUUUUUUUGCAUUUUGUUUCAUUAGUGUGCUGUAUUUUUUCCAUGCCCCUGCCCCUUAAAGAAAAAAAAAAAAAAAAGAAAAAGAAAACUGUCCUUUACUGUUGUGAUUGGUCAGAGUUUGUGUGUUGACUGCUUUGUACUUGACAGCCUGUUAAAAUGUGUUGUGCUGUUUUCUUAAGCCAGCAGUUCCAGUUAGGUUAAUUUAUUAACUGAAAGGCCACCCUGAGAUAACCAGAACUUUCGUCCAUUAAAAUAUUUUACCAAA
This is a messenger RNA of Anas platyrhynchos (mallard), 4993 nucleotides long. The record is from RefSeq and is a predicted model, not a curated record. NCBI's taxonomy places the organism in Eukaryota, Metazoa, Chordata, Aves, Anseriformes, Anatidae.